Messenger RNA from Aspergillus fijiensis CBS 313.89, 1170 nucleotides. Its product is annotated as class II aldolase/adducin family protein. The transcript is spliced from 3 exons. Gene Ontology annotation, molecular function: actin filament binding. The coding region runs from base 157 to 1050 and encodes 297 amino acids. NCBI's taxonomy places the organism in Eukaryota, Fungi, Ascomycota, Eurotiomycetes, Eurotiales, Aspergillaceae. The record is from RefSeq and is a predicted model, not a curated record. Gene Ontology annotation, cellular component: cytoskeleton.
UGAGGUGUCAAUGCAUGAGCAUAUAAACUAGGGUGGCGAUCUAACCUACAAUUACCAACCUCUGACCCUUCAUUGCACAGCGACCACGCAAGCAGUCCACAUCCCUUUUUUCAUCCACCAUCUCAGAGUACAGUACAUACACAGUACACCCUCACCAUGGCACCUCCCAGCUCAACCGAGACAUCGACCACCCACACGUCCCAAGUCACCCUUCAGACCCGCCAGUCCUCCCAAGAGGAUGGUAUGGAGGCGGCGACAGUGAGGAACCAGACCUCCCAAUACCCCAAGCCCCCUGUCUUCGAAGAUAAGUACGAGGAGCGAGAGUACCUCAAGGGCCGACUAGCCGCUGCAUUCCGCAUCUUCGGGAAGAAUGGAUACGAUGAGGGCGUGGCCGGCCACAUCACUCUCCGCGACCCUGUCGACCCCACCACCUUCUGGGUGAACCCGUUCGGCGUCGCCUUCUCGCAGAUCAAAGCCUCCGACCUCAUCCAGGUCAGCCAUGAAGGCAAGAUCCUCGACGGGGGGCCGGUCCGCCUCCUCAACGCUGCAGCCUUCAUGAUCCACUCCGCGAUCCAUGCCGCCCGGCCCGACGUCCUGUGCGCUGCGCACAGCCACAGCAUCUACGGGCGAUCGUUCUGCGCCCUCGGUCGGCCAUUGGACAUCAUCACGCAGGACUCGUGCGCGUUCUACAACGAUCACGUCGUCUACAAGCAAUUCAACGGGGUCGUGCUGUCGGAGGACGAGGGACACAACAUCGCCAAGGCGCUGGGGAACAAGAAGGCGGCGCUGCUGCAGAACCACGGCCUGUUGACCGUGGGUACGAGCAUCGAGGCGACGGUCUUCUGGUUCGUCAGUCUGGAGAAGUGCUGCCAUGCGCAGCUGUUGGCCGACGCGGCGGCGGCGGGGCGCGGCGGGGCGACGAUCAAGAUCGAUGAUGCCGACGCAGCGUUCACAUACAAGACCGUGGGGAGGCCCGGGUCGGGGUAUUUCAGUGCGAAGCCGCUGUUCGAUGUGAUCCAUGAGGAGACCGGGGGGAGUUACUUGCUGUAGACCUGGUAGUAUACUGUUUGAUGUUCAUAAUUGCGGCUACGUCGGUGGCACACGAUACACGGAGAUGAAUGAUUUGGCCCUCAAGGCAUUCAAUCAUAUUCAGACGAUAUCAUAAUCUCU